CACUACUACCGCCCAAAUACAAAUCCCUCGCCCUCUCGCUCUCUCUAUAUUGCGCCUCCCACCAGCAACCCAUUUCUCUCUCUCUCUCUCUCCCCCUUUCUUCCAUUGUUCUUCCUCUUUCUCUCUCCCUCUCUCUCCCUCCGACAAACGCAAGAAAAAUCGAUUCUUUUCUCGUAACAUCAAACGAAUCAGGGACAGACAGAUGUCUCAGCUGUCAUCAUCGAUCCCUCAAGAUCCCUUAAACAUAUAGAUUGAUAUAUAUCGUCCCUAAGAGAAACUGACCUUCACGGAUCCCUAAUUUCAUCGAUUCCUUUACAGAGAAUCGAAACUGGUUUACAUAAUUAGGGGGAGAUUUUUUGAUUUUGUUGUUGUUGUUGUUGUUGUGGGCUUUAGAGAAACUAUUUAAUCGUCUGGAUAAAUGGACUCGGUUCUUCUUGACGACAUAAUCAAUCGACUUCUCGAGGUCCAAGGUCGGCCAGGGAAGCAGGUGCAGUUGUCGGACUCGGAAAUUAAGCAGCUUUGCCUAACUUCAAAGGAUAUAUUCUCCGUACAGCCAAAUCUGUUGGAGCUCGAGGCUCCCAUCAAGAUUUGUGGAGACAUUCAUGGUCAAUAUUCUGAUCUUCUUCGGCUUUUUGAAUAUGGUGGAUUCCCUCCCAAAGCAAACUACUUGUUCUUGGGAGACUAUGUAGAUCGAGGAAAACAAAGCAUAGAGACUAUAUGUCUGCUCCUUGCGUAUAAAAUCAAGUACCCAGAGAACUUUUUCCUCUUGAGAGGAAACCAUGAGUGUGCCUCUAUAAACCGCAUAUAUGGUUUCUACGAUGAAUGUAAGAAAAGAUACAACAUUAAGUUAUGGAAAGUCUUCACGGACUGUUUUAAUUGCUUGCCAGUGGCUGCUCUAAUUGACGAGAAGAUUCUUUGCAUGCAUGGUGGUCUUUCACCUGAUCUUCACAAUUUGGAUCAAAUUAGAAAACUAGAACGCCCUACUGAUGUUCCAGAUUCCGGUUUCCUCUGUGACCUUCUAUGGUCUGACCCUACCCGGGAUUCUAAAGGAUGGGGAAUGAAUGACCGAGGAGUUUCUUACACUUUUGGGGCUGAUAAGGUGACAGAAUUCUUAAACAAGCUUGACCUGGACCUUAUUUGCCGUGCACAUCAGGUUGUAGAGGAUGGCUAUGAAUUCUUUGCGGAUCGACAGCUAGUGACAAUAUUUUCGGCACCAAAUUACUGUGGUGAAUUCGAUAAUGCUGGUGCAAUUAUGAGCGUGGACGAGACUCUAAUGUGUUCUUUCCAAAUAUUGAAGCCUGCAGAGAAGAAAAAGUUUUUUUUCGGUAGCACAACUAUCAAAUCUGGAAAUUCUCUGUCUAUUCUUGGUUCGAAGGUGUGAUAAGGCGUUAGAGAUUAUACGGGGCUUACAACAAUAAUGUAGUCAGCCAUCAUCAAGUUUCAUUUUCAGACAUGUUGGAUCAGUUCAUUUAUGUUGAGUAGUAUGCCUUGAUCUUAUCUUGUAUGAAUCAAACUGUACAAACCAGAAAAGCUGACCAAAAGGUUUGUUGCUUUUGCGCCAUUUCUUUUGUUUGUUUUCUUUUUUUUUUGUUGGAUGUAAAAUUGUUAAGGUGUGAGAGAUUACUAACUUACACUCCCUUCUUGUAUUCCUACCUAACAACAGUUAAUGCUGUUUUUACUUGACCGAAGUUUUACUUCUCUAGUUACUAAGAAUUGUGGCCUGGCAAAUGGCUUAUUUGGGAUAUAAAAAGUAGCUUUUAAUUUUGA
Molecule: messenger RNA, 1767 nt
Organism: Impatiens glandulifera
Lineage: Eukaryota; Viridiplantae; Streptophyta; Magnoliopsida; Ericales; Balsaminaceae
Product: serine/threonine-protein phosphatase PP1-like
Exons: 4
Coding region: 419-1381 (320 amino acids)
Cellular component (GO): cytoplasm; nucleus
Molecular function (GO): protein serine/threonine phosphatase activity
Source: RefSeq, a predicted model, not a curated record